GGUUUCGCUGACGCUAAGUCCGACCAGACAUUAGAGCCAUUAGAACAGACGCCAGUUACAAAAUAGCCUUUGGUUUGAGCGUAUGCAAAUCUCAGCUCGAUCAUAAAAUCAUUUUAAGAAAACCCAAACUGGGAUUCAUUAAUGAACAGUCGUCGUAAAACCAGGCCUACGUACGCCUGAGAAUUCAUUCAUUUAAUUAGACAGGUAUUCACAAUGUAUACAACAGUCGCAAUGGUCGCCGACAAUCGAUGAGGUGCUGGAAGGGUAUUGCAAAAUCAGAUUUCCAUUUUCAAUGUAAUUAAAUCCGACCAGCAAUGGCUAUCGCUCCCUCCGCCGGACAGCCGCACGGAUAGCAAGAGAGUUUCGCCAGAAAACAUGUAAAGCAAAAGAAAAGCAUAACACCUGCAAAAGGUAGCAAGUGAAUCUGCGAUUCGGCGGAAGUACGCAAAAUUCGAAUUCGCAGCAAGGGAAGGAAUUAGAAAAUGAAUUACUAUGACGAAGAGAUCACAAUCAGUGGGUCGGCGGAUGGCAAGCAUCUGAGCAGGGUGCCAAUGGAGCGCCAGUCGAGCCGGGCGAGCGGAGGAGCAGCAAGUCGAGCGGGCGGCAGGCAGCGGAAUAUGCAAAUGCAGGGCAGCUCCGCGGACGACGAUGGCCUGCUGCAAGACAUCAUUGACCACGACGACGAGGGCGAUGACAGCGAUAACGACGACGACGACGAUGACGAUAGCGAGCUGCAGUUGGGCGGCAUGGCGGCGUCCGGUUCACGGCCACUGACACGGCCGGGCAGCACACGGAAUGUGCAUGCCGUGCAGCCAAUGGCCAUGGGUGAUGACCAGCUGAGCUUUGGUAGCUCGGAUGAGGCAGCCGGAGAGCUGGCAACAGGCGUAAAAUUGCUGAAGCAACAACAAAAGCUGCCACAGCCGCAGACACAGCAGCGGUCCAGCGCUGGGCUGGAGCGGGAGAAGGGGACCACGUUUGAGUUGACGCCGGAUAAGUGGGAGCAGCUGCCGCUGCAACCGGAACUGAAGGAGCUCUUUCCCUACAUACUCAAGUAUACGCCGCAAACGAUCGAGACGCCCUACCACCUGCAGCCCUUUGUGCCGGAGUUUGUGCCCGCCGUGGGCGAUGUGGACGCCAUGCUGAAGGUGCAGGCGCCGGCUCUGCUGCAGCCCCAGGCGCCGCGUCAGCGCGAACUGGAUGAGCAGCUGCAGCGCCUGGGCCUCGUGCUGCUGGACGAGCCAUCCGGCGCACAGAGUGAGCCCAGCCUCCUGAACAUGAAGCUGCGCUCGGUGCUGAGCGGCAGUCGAGCCGGCAAUUCCCGCCAUGCCGCUCGCUCGGCGACGCAGGUGCCCACCGCAAAGACGGCCAAGGACAUUGAGAAGUGGAUUGCCGAGGUGGAGCAGGUCCACAUGACGCAAUCCAUGUACGAUGCACAGCCCCGAAAGGACAUCGACGCCCUGCUGGAGAACUGGCCCCGCUCCUUCGGCACCGCAGCCAGCAAGGAGGCUGUCGACGAGGCCUAUCGCGCCUGUCUGCAGCAACAAAUCUCGCUGGUCGAUUACGUACGGGCGCUGAGCGAACACUUCGGUGUGGAGGGGCCACUGGAAACCCAAUCGGAUUACAUACACAAUAUACAGACGCUGUUUGCCCUCUACCUGGCCGCCAGUCAGGCCUGGGAGUAGACGCGGCAGUUUAUGGAGUUCUUGCACUAAUAACGCUAAUGGCUUCGAUUAAGUGACAGCUAGACGCCGUUUGUUUGCCUUUGUGCGGGAUGUGACCGCUGUUUGGCCAUUAAAUCGACUGGAAA
This is a messenger RNA of Drosophila navojoa, 1807 nucleotides long. It is a transcript of the gene IFT46, whose product is annotated as intraflagellar transport 46. The record is from RefSeq and is a predicted model, not a curated record. Gene Ontology annotation, biological process: cilium assembly; intraciliary transport. Lineage: Eukaryota; Metazoa; Arthropoda; Insecta; Diptera; Drosophilidae. Gene Ontology annotation, cellular component: motile cilium; microtubule organizing center; intraciliary transport particle B.